AUGGCCCAUUUAACGCUUAAUAAAUAUAACUGUAACGAACCUACUCAAAGUGGUCAAGGUGGUAAUACUUUGGGUGGAGUUUUAACAUAUUCAUAUAGGUGGAAAAUAACAAACUGGAGCGAAGUGCAGCCUUUUAUGGAACAUACUAGUCCAUCUUUUGGUGCUGACGGUUUACAAUGGGUCUUCAAGUUCUAUAAAGGACGUCAGAAGAAUCCUCAAGCCUUGUCAUUGUAUUUAGGGAUUUUAGAGACAACGCCAGGAUGCCUUCGUGGAAUCCGGAAGAAAGUCGGUAUUAUCUUUGUUUUGGAAAAUUUGAGAACAAGAGGAAUGGAUUUUGGAAAAAAUGCGCAACCCAUAAUUAAUAAUCCAUUUGACAAAUUAGUAAACUCGCCUCGUUUCUCUGAUAUUAAAUUUCGUGUAAUUGAUUCUAAAUCACGUGAGAAAUUGUUCUAUGCGCACAAAGGAAUCUUGGCAAGUUCAUCUUCAGUAUUUGAAGCAAUGUUGACAAACGGAAUGAAAGAGACUUUUGAAGAUGAAAUUCAAUUAUGUCAAACAAAUCAUUCCGCUUUCCUUUCAUUAUUGAAAUUUAUAUAUACUUUUAAAGUUAAUAUUACAUCCUUAUGUGAUGCUGAAAAUUUAUUGGCAUUAGCUGAUAGAUUCGCAAUCGUCCCCGUACGAGAGGAAUGUUUACGCUAUUUCCGUUUAGAAUUGAAUUAUGAUAAUGUAUGGGGAAUUUGGGCUAUUGCUGAGAAAUAUUCUUGCACUAAAACGUCAACAACUUGUCGUGAUUUCGUUGCACUUAAUCUUGAUACAUUGCUGGAUAAGCAAUCUACGUUACACGCUGAUCCAAAUAUUUUACGACUUGCACUCGAAAAUGACGAAGCAAAUUCUAAUUCGGAAGAAAAGAUUUACGAAUUAGUUGUUCGAUGGGCCAACUACUCAUACUCUUCCGAUACAUCCUCACCAAAAAAUUCCACCAACACUCAAGUUGAUUCCUUAUCAACAACAUCAUCACAAAGUUCAUCAUCUACCGCAUCAAUGCCAUCAGAACUUCCCGAAAGUUUAAACGAAAAUUUGGAAGAUUCUAUAAAUUACCUUAUAAUAACUGAUAAUUCCGAUACUGGAACUCUUAACGAAUUAAAUAAAGAAAUAGAUGUUGAAAACGAUGAGGAGUACGAUAUAGAUAAAUUUCCUAAGCCCUGGCGCGGUGAUAGACUUGCUGCGCUUCCUUCUUUAUUGAAUUGUGUUCGAUUUCCCAUAAUGAAAAAACAAUAUAUUUGUGAAAAAGUUGAUGGAAAUCCUACCAUAAUGGCAACAGAUGGGAUGAAAGAUUUAGUAAUCGAAGCAUAUCGACAUCAUUUAAUGUUAGAAUUACCCAGCUCGGUUGCUAGUAACAGAGUUAAUCAUCGAAGACGUAAAAUGAAAAUUAUUGAUUAG
This is a messenger RNA of Rhizophagus irregularis DAOM 181602=DAOM 197198, 1437 nucleotides long. The record is from RefSeq and is a predicted model, not a curated record. NCBI's taxonomy places the organism in Eukaryota, Fungi, Glomeromycota, Glomeromycetes, Glomerales, Glomeraceae.